AUGGCGCAAAGAAAAGCAACCAAGAAAUUCGAGAAGCACCACCUGAAGGACACCCUCGACCGUCGCAAUGGACUGAAGAAGGUCAAGCAGAAGCAGCAGCUGAAUGCGAAGAAAAAGGCGAGAAGGGCGGAGGAGAACGGCAUAGACGGCAAAGAGGCUCAGGAAGAGAAGGCGACAAAGCAAGCAGGCAAGCAAGCAGUGAACGAUGCUUUCAAGGACAUGAGCGUGGACGACUUCUUCCAAGGCGGGUUUGAGGUACCAGAGCUGCCCAAGAAGAAGGGCGGCAAGAGGAAGCGACAGGAGCAGGAAGAAGAUGCAGACGAGGCCUCAGAAUCGGAUGUAUCCUUUGAGAAGGAAGUCGUCCCAGGUGGUAGCGAUUUGGACUCCGAUUCUGAGGAUGAUCCCGAGGACUUCAAGGAACAGCUCGCUGCCCUGGCAGAAAAGGACCCAGAAUUUCACAAAAUGCUGCGGAAGGAUGAGCCUGAAGUAUUUGAAGAUCUGGAUGAUCUCCAACUGAGCGACUCCGAUGACGAUGGGCCUAAGCGCAAGAAGCAAAAGAAGGGCGAAGAUUCGGACGAUGAGAUGGCGGGAGACAACGAGCUCGAUUUGGCUACGGUCAAGAAAUGGCGAACAGCGCUUGUCGAGCAACAUUCGCUGCGUGCCGCCAAGGAGACUGUCAUAGCUUUCCGCUCCGCUGCACAGGUGUCCUCUGCGGAAUCAGAAGACAAAAGCUUCAAAUACUCGGUGUCUGACCCAGACGUAUACCACCAGCUCCUUACGACUGCACUGAAGCAUAUUCCGGAGGUCUUCCGACACCAUCUCCCUGUUCAAGAGAAUAAGAACGGCAAAGUGCAUGUUUCGACAGAAUCGAAGAAGUUCAAGACGGUCGCUCCGUUGCUCAGAUCGCAGAUAUCCGGUAUACUGCACCUCCUCGAUCAUCUGUCAGACCCGGCUACCCUCCGCUUGACGUUGUCGUCGUUAAAUCCGCUCAUGCCAUACCUGCUUUCUUUCAAGAAGCUGGUCCGAGAUGUUGCUCGUGCAGUUACUGGUGUGUGGUCAACCUCUUCAGCUACAGAAGCCACUCGAAUCGCUGCUUUCCUUGUGAUGCGACGUUUGGUAGUCAUUGGCGACGCAGGCAUCCGCGAAGGGGUACUGAAAGCUACCUACCAAGCUUUGGUCAAGAGCAGCCGCAACACAACGAUUCACACCCUUGCAGGAGUCAAUCUGAUGAAGAACUCCGCAGCUGAGCUUUGGGGACUCGCCGGUGGAGAAGGCGGCGUCGCGUACACGACCGCUUUCACUUUUAUCAGGAGCCUGGCCAUGCACUUGCGGAAAAGCAUUACUCAAAACAGCAAAGAGAGCUACAAGGACGUCUACAACUGGCAAUACGUGCACAGCCUGGACUUCUGGAGUCGAGUCAUUGCGGUGCAUUGUGUGGAGACAUCCUCGCCUCUGAGGCCGCUCAUCUAUCCGCUCGUACAAGUGACACUCGGAGCAUUGAGGCUCAUUCCUACUGCUACGUACUUUCCUCUGCGAUUUCAGCUCAUCCGAUCACUGCUCCGCGUCAGCUUAUCCACUGGCACCUACAUCCCGCUCGCUGCGCCUCUCUUCGAAGUCUUGAACAGCGCAGAGAUGAGGAAGGCACCAAAGCCGACUACGUUGAAGCCUAUGGACUUCAACGUUGCGAUACGGGCCCCGAAAUCUCAUCUUCGCACCCGGACAUACCAGGAUGGCGUGGCCGAGCAAGUACAAGAAUUGCUAUCAGAGUUCUUCACCCUCUGGACUAAGAACAUCGCAUUUCCUGAGCUGGCAUUACCUGUGAUUGUGAUGCUGAAACGCUGGUUGAAGGAAGUCAACCAGCGCGGCCCAAAGAAGAGCGGCAACAAGAACCAGAAGGUCAACGGUAUGGUGCAGCUGCUUGUGCAAAAGCUGGAAGCAAACUCGAAAUGGAUCGAGGAGAGGAGAGCAAAGGUCGAAUUCGCACCUAACCAUCGCAAGGGUGUUGAGAACUUUUUAAGCGAUGUGCAGUGGGACAAGACGCCCCUCGGUGCAUAUGUUGUCGGUCAGAGGAAGACUAGAGAGGAAAAGGCUAGGACUGUUGAGGAGGGGAGAAAGGAAGAGGAACGCAGAUGGCAGAAGGAGAAGGGUGCCAGAGCUAGCGCUGAGGAAGAGGAUCAGAGCGGUGAAGAAGGAGAGGAAGACGAUGAAGAAGGCUCGGAGGACGAGGAAAUUCUCAAUGGGGUUUCUGAGGAUGGGGACGAGGAAGACGACGAAGACGAUGACAGCGAGUAG
This is a messenger RNA of Lecanosticta acicola, 2292 nucleotides long. NCBI's taxonomy places the organism in Eukaryota, Fungi, Ascomycota, Dothideomycetes, Mycosphaerellales, Mycosphaerellaceae. The record is from the annotation of a GenBank genome assembly.